AUGCAUGAUGGUUUUGAGAAGAUUUACUUUAAUAAUUCCGUUACCGAAAACACUGAGUUGUCUUGCAUUAAUAGCACUAUGUUUAAUGACUUGCAUUUUCAAAAUGAAAUAGAACACGAGAUGGCUUUAUGGUUACCUUUUGGCCUCCAUCCUGUGAUUAUAAGAAACUUAUACUUAUUGGGUUUUAAAGCUCCCACAGAGAUCCAGAAUCUGACACUUACAGCCGCUCUUUUAAAACAAAGUGAUAUUAUGGGAGCCGCUGAAACGGGCUCAGGAAAAACUUUAGCUUACGGUUUAGCUGUUCUCAACGACUUACUUUACUUUAUGGAGUCUUCACUUAAAGAACAAGAAACACGACUUUUAUCUUUAAUAUUGGCACCGACAAGAGAACUAACACAGCAAGUUUAUAAUCAUUUAACAUCUGUUAUGAAAGGGACCAGUCUGAGAAUGAUGCUGAUAGUAGGUGGGCUUGCAAAGGAAAAGCAGGCACGUCUUCUCUCCCGUAAGCCUCAUAUUAUAGUUGCUACGCCUGGACGACUGUGGGAGUUUAUCGAUUCAAGUGAGCCUCACGUUAGCGAUUUGACGGGUCUACGUCAUCUUGUAAUUGACGAAGCCGAUCGCAUGGCAACUCCCGGCUGCUAUAAAGAGCUCGCUUUCAUUCUCAAUCGUUUACCUGUGAAUAAACUUGGAAAUGUAAAAAAAUUUUCACUAGACAACUACAGCCAAAAACAUAAAAAGCUUAAAGCCGAAGUGGACUACUGCCCUUCUACAGGCUCAUACGAACGAAGAACUUAUUUGUUCAGCGCCACGUUGACUCGUGAAUCCACUAAAAUACGAUAUAAAAGUAUGAACAAAGUGGAAGGCGUAGUCUCUACAUUGGAAUCGGUAAAAAAAUUAAUAAAUUUACGUCCAAACUGUGAAGUGAUCGACCUUUCCAGCGGGUUGGGUGUCGCGCUUGCACUGAGCGAAGCGAAAAUUACGUGUUUAAAAGAAGAAAAAGAUAUUUACCUCUAUUACUUGCAUUUGAAGCAUCCUGGAAGAACACUUGUAUUUUGCAAUAGCAUUGAUUGCCUAAAGCAUGUCAGUUCUCUAAUGAAAGUUUUAAAAAUAGUAACUUAUCCACUUCAUGCCAACAUGCCUCAACGGCAGCGCCUUAAAAAUCUUGACCGUUUUAAAAGGUGCCAAACUUGUUUACUUGUAGCCACUGACGUUGCUGCGCGUGGUUUGGAUAUAAAAGGUGUCGAACACGUUAUUCAUUACCAACUUCCACGCUCAACAGAGCUUUACAUACACCGAAGCGGGAGAACUGCACGAGCAAAUUCUGAAGGCCUCAGUUUAAUGCUAAUUAGCCCUGAAGAGAUCCCAAAAUACAAAAUGAUUUGUAGGGAACUUAAAAAAGAUUCGGACUACGAGGAGUUUCCGGUUGACUCGAGUUACUUUCCAUUGGUUCAGAAAAGAAUAAAAAUUGCAAGAAAACUUGAAACUCUCCUAUUUACUUUCCAAAAAAAACAAAAGGAAAAGUUUUGGCUCCAGAAAGCUGCAAAAGACUUGGAACAUGAUAUUAACGAUGAAGAUUCUGAGGAAAGCCUCGUCAAAAAUAAUUAUGAAGUUCAAAAGUUCGAACUACAAAGCAAACUUGACACUUUACUAGAAAAACCUUUAGUCCCGCCGCACGUGGCUCGCCAUCGUCAUAAUUACCAAUUACUUGUAGAUUCGAAUUUAUCAAAAGAUUCAGAAGUUUCAGCUGUUGAGAUUGUGAAGAAAAAAAUCAAUUCCAGAACGCAUAAAAUAUUAAAUUGUGUUUAA
Messenger RNA from Zophobas morio, 1806 nucleotides. RefSeq names its product ATP-dependent RNA helicase DDX24-like. The transcript has 20 exons. Gene Ontology annotation, cellular component: nucleolus. The record is from RefSeq and is a predicted model, not a curated record. The coding region runs from base 1 to 1806 and encodes 601 amino acids. Gene Ontology annotation, molecular function: RNA helicase activity; nucleic acid binding; ATP binding. NCBI's taxonomy places the organism in Eukaryota, Metazoa, Arthropoda, Insecta, Coleoptera, Tenebrionidae.